Messenger RNA from Epithele typhae, 2067 nucleotides. RefSeq lists its product as uncharacterized. NCBI's taxonomy places the organism in Eukaryota, Fungi, Basidiomycota, Agaricomycetes, Polyporales, Epitheliaceae. The transcript is spliced from 5 exons. The coding region runs from base 1 to 2067 and encodes 688 amino acids. The record is from RefSeq and is a predicted model, not a curated record. Gene Ontology annotation, molecular function: protein binding.
AUGGACGCAGCGGGCGCCACCGAGAGCACGGACAUCUCAGGUGCGUAUCUUGAGCUCUCGGCGACCCCUCCGCCGUUGCUCAGGGGACCUCAAGGCAUCGUCCUACACGUCGAUGGGCAUGGGAAAGACGAUGCCGAGGUCCUCACCUUCAGGAAAGCUCUCUCCCACACCGUCAAUGUCGGCCGCAAGAGCGCAGGGCCUGGCGAACGUGGGGACGAUGGGGAGCUCCGAGUCCUCUCCGACUCCUACCGCGCCCUCUUUCGAUGCCCUGUAGUAAGUCGUCGACAUGCCAGGUUCGAAUUCACAGAGUUUGGAAACGUAUACAUCACCGACCUUCACUCCCACCAUGGGACACACAUCCUACGCCCUGGGGAACUCGUCUCCACUUCACUGAAGCCGGAAACGCCCACUGUCAUCUCCGAUGGCGAUUUGGUCACCUUCGGCAAGUCGGUCGGUCGGGAUGCUUUCCUAGUACGCCCCGUCGUCGCCCGCGUCGAGCUCGUCUUUGGCGGGGGCACUCCCUCUCGGGCACCCACGCCCCCGCCGAACCUUCUUGCGGGUAUCCCUUCUCCCCGCUCCGCCCUCCUAUCCUACCCUCCUCUUGCGCCCGACGAUAUGGCCGACCACGGCUCCCCACCUCCAUCGGGACGCGCGGGCCGGUACGGAGUCUUCCUCCCCUCUCCCGAGUCAUCCCCCUCAAGCUCGUCAAGCGAGCCAGAUUCGGACCACGAGGCGUCUCUCCCCGCGUCGCCCCCACCCUUGCGAUUCAGGCGUGGAUGCACGACCGGGAUUGGGCUGCACGGCGGCAGUCGCACGCGCCUGAGCCUGCUGCAGCGCCUGCUGCCUCCCAUCCACCAGCUGCCAUUCGCAGAUGCAGAGCUCGAUCCCUUCCCGACGCUGGUACCCCCCGUGUGGUACCCGGGCUGCGACAACGACGCCGAGAUGGAGCAGGAGGAGGCGAUGGUGCAGGAGACCAAUGAGGAGGACAUGGACCUCUCCUCCAGCCGCUCACGGUCUCCCGAGGUCCACGAAGAAGCGCCACCGGUCGAGUCGAACGAGGUCGAGGAACUGAGCGUUGUGGGUGCCUACCCCAACUCCCCCGAGCGAGACUCAAGCUCCCCUGAACCCUCCCACUCCCCCGAACCCAGCUCUCCGGAGGUCGAGAUUGUGGAACCCAAUAAGAGUGCACGUGAGUGGAUGCCGUUCAUGCAGGCCCAACCAAUGGACCUUCUGCGCGGUGUCGCGGAGUCGGUCGAGGACGCGCACAGCCCGGCGCCCGAAGCCGAAAAUGAGCACAUCGUCAUCUCAGAGUUCGGCAUCCAGGCCGGCGACGGCGCCGCGAGCCAGAUCAUCCUGGAGGCAUCCAUCCUCAAGGAGCAGAUCGCGGAGACGUCUGUUAGUAUUGCGCCCCAUGCUUCUCGCCUGAACAUCACUGACGCCCCGCAGCACGAGCUCACUCUCCUCCGCGAAGCGCGCGAACGCGACGACGAGGCGUUCGGCGAACACGUCCAGGACACGAAGGAGCGCAUGGACUCGCUCGGCGUGCGGGUCGACGAUGCGUACACGAGCAUCGCGGCGCACGACAUAUCGCUCCUCGACGCUCAAGCGCGCCUCCAGAGCCUCGGCGCGGCGGUGUCCGACCUCCAUCGGCGCACGGCGCUCGCCGAGGGCAUCGAUGAGCUCACGCGCGAGGUCAGCGCGGCAAAGGAUAUGCUGCUAGAGACGUGCGAGCUGCAGCGGCAGACGCGCGUGCAGAUGGAGAGGGAGGUCCAAGCCGUCGUGGCGCUGCGCGCUGAGGCCAAAGCUGCUACCGAUGAAGCCAAAGCUGCCACCGCCGAAGCCAGGGCUGCUGCCGCGCAACUCGAGAGCAGCACUGCGGCGUUGAAGCGGAAGCGGUCGUGCUACGAAGACGACGACGCGAACGAGAGCGCGAGUGGGGAGUGCGGACACAUCGCGCCGCUGCCGAAGCGGCGCCGGGUCGCGCAGGUUGUGUCGACGAUCGCGCAAACCACGACCGUCGCCGCGCUCGGUGCUGCUGCCGCGUGGGCCGCCCUCGCUUUCUCGUAA